UAUGAAAAAAUAACAUAAAAUGCCCUAGACACAAUGUUUUUUCGCCAAAAACUUCAAUAAAUAUAACCCAAUUUAGAAGGAAACAGCAAUGGUGCCAUUAGCUAACUUUUGAGAGGAUAUUUGCCGCAGGUCCACGAUAAUGAGUGUAUUUUGAGAGUGAUUUUUUUAGAGGAACUCUAGAUUCCUAGUAUAAGAACUAUUGAAAGUAAUGGAAUAGUGUUGAGUGUUAGUGUUGAUGGUGGCGAGUGUGAUGGUGGUGUGUCGGCCAUCCUUCUCUCUCAUAUAUACCACCCACCUGCUGCACCAUUCAUGGACUCUCAUGCACUAGAUCAGCCAACUUUUGGCAAGAUUCAGUUCACUGGUGAAGAGCAAACAGCAAUACAAAAUGUUUUGCAACAGAAGCUUGGUCCUGCCUUCAUUAGUCAGAGAGCUGGGCCAGGUGGUCAACGAAUAGCAUAUAUAGAAGGAUGGCGCCUUGUCAGUCUAGCUAAUGAAAUCUUUGGCUUUAAUGGCUGGAGUCAUUCCAUUACCAAUCAAACAAUUGAUUUUGUUGACCAUUACAAUGGUAGGUAUUAUGUUGGUGUUAGUGCUAAAGUUCGGGUGCAGCUAAAAGAUGGAGUUUUUCAUGAAGAUAUUGGCUAUGGUGUCUCUGAAGGAAUGAAAAGCAAAGCACUCUCAUUGGAGAAAGCUCGUAAGGAAGCAGUGACUGAUGGUUUAAAACGGGCAUUGAAAAGCUUUGGAAAUGCCCUUGGCAACUGCCUCAGUAACAAGGAUUAUCUUCGCUUCAUUGGUAAAGUGCCUUCUGCCCCUGUACUAGACAUCAAGGCCAGUGAUUUGUUACAUCAAGAUAUUAGCACAGGUCUUGCACAACUUCGCAGAAGAGUUCUUGAUGAAGGUAGAGCUCAGAAACAGAAAUGUCAAGAUACUUGUUCAGAAGCAUCAAGGGAACAAAUUUCUGGUUUGGAAGAGCCAGACCCUAGAAGAAUCACUAGUGGCAUCUCCCACACAAGAAUGGCAUGCAAUAAAUCUAAUAGUAAUAGUGCAGCAACAUCUAUUAAGAAUUCUAAGAAAACAUUAGAAAACAAAGAUACUAAGAAUGUAACUCAUUUUUUAAAAAUAGAAAGAACUGAGAAUUCAAUAAAUGCAGAAGUAUCUACUAGUAAUACAGUACACAACCAGAGUUUACCUUUGGAGCACAACAGUGAGUCCCCUUCAGUAUUAAACAAAAGCUUUCCAUUUACCAAAAAAAACAUACCCUCAAUAGACAAUUCAAAUUUUUGUGUAGACCAGACAUUAUGUUUAUCUACUAAGCAUACUGAAAGCUCAGUCACAGUGUUCAAAAAUAAGACAAGUGCUGUAAAUAAAUCAUUAUCUGCCUCAGUUACAGAUAUGAAUAACUCUUUUACAGAGAAUAUUUCAUCCCUUGGUGAACCAAACUUUGAUGAGUUAAAACCACAUGUGAAAGAAACUUCGAUGCCUGUAGCAGCUAAUGCACCUGGGGAGGCACCGGUGAAACCCAAGGACCUCCAGAUGUCACACUGUAUGAAUAAACCUCACAAAAAAGUGGAAUUUGCAGAAACAACAGAAGAAAGGGUAAACUCACCAAACUCAUUUAUUGGCUUCACUAAAGAAAUGAUUGUGCAGUCACCAAUAUCUAAAUUCCCCAAAAGCAAAUAUGAUGAAAAUAAAAAUGAAAGAAAAAGAAGACAGAGAGAAAAACAACAAGCAUUCAAGAUGAAAAUGAAAGAGAGAAAUUUUCCUGAAAAUUCUGCUUGCUUAAUGACAAUGAAUAAACCAGAAACAUCAGAAGUAAGCUUAUGGGAUGAUGGAGGUGAUAUGGUCGGAGAAGAUGAUCCAACAUUUUGGGCUCAGAUAAUGACACAACAACUCAUAGAAGCUAGAGAAGAAGAGGAACAAACAGAGUCAUUUGCCUAUUCCUUAGGUCUAGCUCCUUCACGGACUAAAGAAAAAUAUGAAAGUCAACAUUCCAACAUUGGACAUGUGGGAAAAGCCUCUACAUCUGCUGCUUAUAGCUUGACUGCCAAUCUUAAUGAUAGAUAUAUGGGUCAAACUAAAGAUGUUACUUCCAUGAAUCAUCCCAAUGGGCAGAACCAUUUGGCUUCUAAAAAUAUUUUUACACCCACUUCAUUCAGAAAUAACUUCAGUUUUAAUCAUGGGAAAGUUCCUUUAAUUGAUGUAGAGAAAAAUAGUACUAAAAAUGAUGCAAGAGGAGGAAAGACUGUAAUGAGUGAAAGUAUUCACCUUAAGAUAGAAAAGGACCGUAAUAGUGAGAGGGCAGGCCAGCAAACUUACACUUCUGUAUACAGUGAUGGAGAUGAUUCUUGUGUGUGGCGCUCACCUCGAACCAAUAAAGGGAAUACACACAAGUAUGAAGACUUUAAGGUGCCUAUGACUCGAAAUAAUGGACAUAAUGAUGGAAGGAUUAGUCCAGUUUUUCCAAGUAAAAAAAGAAAAACAGAGGGGAGUGUGUGAACUCAUGAAAACUUGAAGAUUUAAAUGCAACAUUUAUGUUAUUGUUUUAAAUAUGAAAAAAAAUUACCAUAGGUAAUGUCUGUUGAUGAAUGAUCAAAUACUGUAUGUUAAAACCAAACUAUUUUGAUUGUUGUCAUGUUUAAACAGUUAUGUUGCAAGGGUGAUGUAGAAGGGUAUUUAUUUUUAAUUUAAGAGAUCUGAAUUGCCCAUUGGUUUCAAAUUUGUCACAUUGAUUAAUGGGAGUAUUUUACACUAAUUUGUAUACAGUACUUUUUAAUUUACAUUUUCAGCACUAAUGUAUACAUGCCUUUUAUAUAUAUUCCUGAAUCAGGAGCCAUGAUAUAUUUUGUCUCUGCAGUCUUAGUUGACAUAUGUAACUACUUUUAUUGUUGGACAUUAACAUCACAAAAUUGUGUAGCCUACAAUUAUAACUUGGGUAUCAAUCAACAUUUUAUUUGGCAAGGUAAGGCUUGAGAUGAUUGUAAAUAUCCAGCUUCUAGUUGGUUUAACCCUUUCAGGAUUGGUGCCAUACUAGUACGGAUUGCAUGCCAGGGUUGGUUCCGUACUAGUACGCAUAAAUUCUAGCGCCUUCAAAUCUAGCGAGGGAAAGCUGGUAGGCCUACAUAUGAAAGAAUGGGUCUAUGUGGUCAGUGUGCACAGUAUAAAAAUCCUUCAGCACACAGCGCAUAAUGAGAAAAAAACUCCAACCGUAUUUCUUGCUAUUAAACAGACUUUGCAGUGUAUUUUCGUAUGCUAUUUAUGGUUGUAUUCUAGUUUUCCUGGUCUCAUUUUAUAGAAUGGAAGACAUAUUACAGAAAUUGAGAUGAUUUUGAUUGGUUUCACAAUGAAAAGUACCUUGAAAUUGAGCUCAAAGUAGCAGAAAUGUUCAAUUUUUGCCGAAGUUCAAAAGUAAACAAAUCAUGCCACGUGUCCAAUACACAUCAACUGGUGAGUCAAAUAUUCUUUCACAAGUGCGCUGAUAUUAUUUAUACCAUUUCUCCACUAAUGCAGUAGUCUACAUACCAGUAAAUCUAUUUUUUUUGUGAGAAUAAAAAUUCAAAGUGGAAAGCAAAAGAAUGUAAAAGAGGCCUGGGGAUGUAACUAAUGAACAGAAAAAAUGUUAUUUUAGUGCCAGGAAUGUCUGUCUUGUUUAUUCUGGACCCUAUUUGGAAAUUGGCAUCUUUUGAAAUUUGUGUGAAAUUGGCAAAAUUGUCAAUUUCUGACCACUUUAUUGGAUAGUUGAAAUCAGUAAAUGGGUGGUUUAUUGUAUUCAUUCGAUAGAAAAAAUGGAGUUCUAGUGAAAUAGUUAUGAAUUUUGUCGACUGGUACAUUGGAAUUGGCUGAAAAUAGGGCUCAAAGUGGGCGAAAUCGCCGAUGCAUCAAUAUCGUCAAGACCGCUAACUUUGCAAGAGCAUAAUUCCGUAAGUUUCCCAUCAAAUUUCAUACUUUUGGUGUCAUUAUGAUCAGGAAAAGAUUCUCUGUCAUUUCACAAGAAAGUUUUUUUUUUUUUUUCGAAAAAUUUCCGACCCAGAGAACAAGUUUACGACAGGGCCUGCUGACCCUGAAAAGGUUAAAUGUUCUUGCAACUGGUAAUGUCAUACAGCCCCUUGAUAAUCUGGGUUGAAUUUAAAACAAAAUAUGUACCUGAGAACAUCUCGCCUCUCUCUAGUCAUAAGUACCGCAUGUUAAUUUUUUUUUUAACUAAGGAAAUUUUAGCAAGACCCAAGAUAUUAUUUGAAAUCCAAGUUAUUGAAAUAAGAAUGUGUAAUACCUAUUUAGAAUAAAAUAUUUCACUCCAACUGUUGAAUUUGUUUGGCAUUUUUUUGU
Messenger RNA from Cherax quadricarinatus, 4320 nucleotides. RefSeq names its product DNA repair protein RAD52 homolog. Gene Ontology annotation, biological process: mitotic recombination; double-strand break repair via homologous recombination; double-strand break repair via single-strand annealing. Gene Ontology annotation, cellular component: nucleus. The record is from RefSeq and is a predicted model, not a curated record. Lineage: Eukaryota; Metazoa; Arthropoda; Malacostraca; Decapoda; Parastacidae.